AAAUAAAUGGCCUUUUACGGUUUAGGAAGUCACAAGGCAGUGCCUCUAUUUGUAUUUUUACUUUUAUCUUUUUCUGUUCAGGGAUGGACAACCUUGCAAAUGACUAAAGAAUCUUCAAUGUUGAAUGGAGGACGAAUGAUGUCUGCAAGGACCGUUAUGGGUAUCUUAUCUGAAAUAUGGCCUCCAUCUGCCGGUCAAGUCGGGAAGAUUAAAUCGAUCAGUGAUAGAGAUGUUGAAGGAACAGUCUUUGAUUUGCCAGAUGAUGUUGCAAAAGAGCUUCUUUUGAAGAAGAUACAACCAGGUUAUACGAUAUCAGCAAUCACCGAGUCUUCAUAGGUCAUGUUUUCAAGAGCAGGCAGAAGCUGUUGGAUUAUUGGUUGUUCAAUAGAACACUGGAUAGCUUGAUUGUUGUCAGGUGUGAUAGUUGCGCUGAGAUGGAGAGAGUAUUUGUAAUUGAUAUCUUUAUCACAUAUUGUGCAAUGGGUAGUUUCUUCUUCAAGCAUUCCGUAGUCGUCGAACUUGUAGUUGCAUUUGGGGCAAUAUGCAUGAAAUGGAUUGGAAAAAGGAUUUAUUACUUUUAAGAUCCCAUGAACCUACAAGAUAAGUUUAACUGUUAGCAAGAGGAAAAAAUAUUAUUAUAA
Cryptomeria japonica (Japanese cedar) is the source of this 641-nucleotide messenger RNA. RefSeq names its product DEAD-box ATP-dependent RNA helicase 3B, chloroplastic. Gene Ontology annotation, molecular function: ATP binding; RNA binding; helicase activity. Bases 7 to 336 code for a protein of 109 amino acids. The transcript has 3 exons. NCBI's taxonomy places the organism in Eukaryota, Viridiplantae, Streptophyta, Pinopsida, Cupressales, Cupressaceae. The record is from RefSeq and is a predicted model, not a curated record.